CCAAAGGCCAGAGCAGGGACCCGUGCUGCCUCCGCUGCUCCUCGGAUGGUGACAGGGCCCUGCCGCUGCAGUCCCCCCAAGCCUCUGCUCCACAGGCCCACAGCGCCGGAGCCCCGCAGGAAUCAUGCCCAGGUCCUUCCUGGUCAAGAAGGUCAAACUUGACACGUUUUCUUCGGCAGACCUGGAGAGCUCCUACGGUCGCACCCGUAGCGACCUCGGUGUGCGACUGCACGAUAAAGGAUACCUCAGCGACUACGUGGGGCCCGCAUCCGUCUACGAUGGCGACGCCGAAGCAGCGUUGCUCAAAGGGCCGUCUCCGGAGCCCAUGUACGCUGCAGCCGUGCGUGGAGAGCUGGGUCCAGCGGCUGCGGGCUCUGCGCCGCCGCCCACCCCGCGCCCAGAGCUGGCCACGGCUGCAGCCGAAGCGCGCUCAGGGCCGGGAGCCGCAGGCACUGGUGGCCGGCACGCGUGCGGCGAGUGCGGCAAGACGUACGCCACGUCGUCGAACCUGAGCCGCCACAAGCAGACGCACCGCAGCCUGGACAGCCAGCUGGCGCGGCGCUGCCCGACGUGCGGCAAGGUGUACGUGUCCAUGCCGGCCAUGGCCAUGCACCUGCUUACGCACGACCUGCGCCACAAGUGCGGCGUGUGCGGCAAAGCCUUCUCGCGGCCCUGGCUGCUGCAGGGCCACAUGCGCUCGCACACCGGCGAGAAACCCUUCGGCUGCGCGCACUGCGGCAAGGCCUUCGCCGACCGCUCCAACCUGCGCGCGCACAUGCAGACGCACUCGGCCUUCAAGCACUUCCAGUGCAAGCGCUGCAAGAAGAGCUUCGCGCUCAAGUCCUAUCUCAACAAGCACUACGAGUCGGCCUGCUUCAAGGGCGGCGCUGGCGCCGGCGGCCCCACGGCCCCUGCGCCCCCACAGCUCAGCCCUGUGCAGGCCUAGGGCGGCGGGGCCUCCGCCAGCCAGGUCGGCUCUCAGCAAUACGGGCCCCCAGGGAAGUCUCCGCUGGCGUCCAGGCGGAGGGGCCGGAGGGCGGGCCCCUCCUCACAGCAAUAGGGGGAGAGGGGCCCGGUCCCACCCCGCCCCGCCCGCCAGGGGUCUUGCCGGCCCCUUCAAGCAAUAGGGUCCCGAGGGGAGACCCACCCCGAGCCCCUUCCCCUCCCCUCCAGGGUGCCCCAGGCUUUCUCCCAGCAAUAGGGUCAACGAGACCCAGAACCGAACCUCAUCUCCGAGUCGGGUCUCUGAAGACCGGGGUGAGAUGAGGUAGGGAGCACCCUCCUUCUCCCUCCUCUGCGCCCCUGGAUCGCGUCGCAGAGACUCAGGUCUUCCCCACCCCUUCCCAAGCCUUCUAGGGCCGGGCCUGCGCCCAGACGUCCAGGGAGCCGCUCCCUCCUCGGCAGCAGGCCGGGGAAGAAGCAGGAGAGGGGCAGGCCUGCAGAGGCAUCCCUGCCCGCAGUCUUCGCCGAACUCCCGGGAGUAUUAGACGCGUUGGGGAGCGGGGAGAGGGGCGAACGGCAGCACCCUUACCUCGGGUUGCUUCUGGGCCUAAGUCCGCGUCGCCCUCUACCCUCGCCUCGCAUCCUCUGCCAAAUCCUAAUUCUUCCAGCCCAGCUUCCCGGGCUCUGUCCUCCAUAUCGAAUAAUAAUGACACAUAUCGAA
Carlito syrichta (Philippine tarsier) is the source of this 1663-nucleotide messenger RNA. RefSeq names its product scratch family transcriptional repressor 1 (gene SCRT1). The record is from RefSeq and is a predicted model, not a curated record. The transcript has 3 exons. Gene Ontology annotation, molecular function: DNA-binding transcription factor activity, RNA polymerase II-specific; RNA polymerase II cis-regulatory region sequence-specific DNA binding. Bases 125 to 946 code for a protein of 273 amino acids. Gene Ontology annotation, biological process: regulation of DNA-templated transcription. Lineage: Eukaryota; Metazoa; Chordata; Mammalia; Primates; Tarsiidae.